GUUCGGCAUACGAGUGAGAUUUUAAUUGCGGCUUCGAUUAUUUCUCUUCUCUGUAUUGAUUUUUUGACAUCGAUAAAUGUAUGUAGAUAGCGAUGUGACCCGAGUGGAUAAUAAAUAAGAACAGCGAGAGGACCAUGGCACCUAACCAACGUCAACGACAGCUCGUUUUAUCAAAGAAAGAAUUGAAAAAGAUCAAUGGAAGGAGAUUCUCAAAGCCAGAAGAGUCUUCUGACGUCGGACUUGUUUAUCCCAGCUAUGACACAGCUUUUAAACUGUUGCUAUCGGCGAGAUUUUGCUCUGCUGUAUGGUGUCACAUAACAGAUUGCGAUGAAACAUACAAUUACUGGGAACCAAGUCAUUACUUGCUCUACGGAACAGGCCAGCAAACGUGGGAGUACAGUCCUGAAUAUGCCUUACGUUCGUACAUGUACCUAUUAAUCCACAUGGUACCGGCGAAGGUCUAUCAUUACCUAUUGGAACCAAAUUCCGCGCUAGUUUUCUACUUUACGCGAUGCUUCCUAUCGGUGGGUUGCACAUUGUCUGAAGUAUACUUUUACAAGAGUGUCUGCCGCGAAUUCGGGAUCCACGUGGCGAGACUCACACUAGUAUUCCUCAUUCUCAGCUCUGGGAUGUAUAUCGCCAGUGCCGCAUUUCUACCGUCGUCUUUUUCAAUGUAUCUGAGUACCGUUGCUACAGCAGCUUGGUACGCUCGCCAGUAUGAAUUGGCUAUUUUUGCUACCGCUAUCUCCUCGUUGCUUGGCUGGCCAUUCGCUGCGCUGCUCGGUCUUCCCCUCGCCGCUGAGAUGUUAAUACACAAACGAGACUGGGUCAAAUUCAUAAAGUGGGUCAUUAUAUCCGCCGUUGUAAUUGCGAUACCGAUGGUAUGGGUGGAUUCCUUGUACUUCGGCAAACUUGUCGUCGCGCCAUUGAACAUCAUACUCUACAACGUUUUCACCAACCACGGGCCUAAUCUCUAUGGCACCGAGCCGUUCAGUUACUACAUCAUCAAUGGAUUCUUGAAUUUCAAUUUCGUCUUUAUCGGCGCGUUGCUCGCACCCUUGGGCUUAUUUUUAGUAUGGCUGAUCGUGCCGGCACGUCCAAGAGACCGUUCGUGCCUGUCUUACUGGUAUUCAUUGGCUCCCUUAUACCUGUGGAUACUCGUAUUCUUCGUUCAGCCGCACAAAACGAGGUUAUCGUCGUUACUGAAAACCGCUGAGGAUUUACACAUCAAGGGGCUCGCCGAGGUGAGCUGGCGCAGCGAUUCCACGCAAAACGACCUGAACAAUACAGGCCACAGUCCCGGCACCGGAACCCCCGGCGUCGAAACGGUCUUGCGGGAAGGCGAAACCGACGAGCCACCACCCACUAAACAGAGACGCAGAGGUCGUCCGCCUCUGGACGACCCACCAUCGGCACACGACGUCUUCACACCCAAGAUCACUUGCAUCACCGGGAACGAGGAAAUGAUGAGCGAGGGCGGCGACCAUGAGAGUUGGGACGACGAGAUGAUGAUGAACGAGAAUAACGAAACGCCACUGCCGGUGCUGUCCUAUAUGCCUAAAGACGACACAUCCGAAGAAAAGAAAGCGGCUAGCACUCCGUCAAACUCUAACGCCACAAAUCUGUCGAUUCCGGAACAAUUCCGGGAUGUAAUAAAGAUGAACGAUUACCUGACGACGGGACGCCGACAAGAGUUCUGGGAGGAACCCUUCACGCGCCGCGUUAUGGACGCCAUCAAGAGCAAAGAGUUAGAGAUGAAGACUGCCGCCGAAAUCCUCGGCGUCUCUUACGGCACUCUCUACGGCAGAUACCGCGACAGUUAUGGUUGCCUUAAACAUCCGUACAGAGUAAGGGAUUUUUGGUCUGAGCCGGGACCCGCAGAAGUGCUGGCGAAAUUGCGGCGGAAGGAGAUAACAUUGUUCCGGGCCGCCGAGUUCCUCAAUGUCACCGUCCACACGCUCGCGACUUAUCUGUCAACGCUGCAGGGUCCGGACAGAAUCUCGUUGGCCGGCGAUCUCAGUGUAGCGUCCAGCGGUAACAUCGACAGCGGCAGCAACAACAACGCGACGGAAUCGACGACGGCGGAGAACAGCGAGUCCGUCAACGACAUCCUACAGAAGAUUAACGCGAACGUGCCAACCACGACGUCGAUCAAGCGCGAGGGCGGCGGCUACAUCGAAGUGCCGACGACAGUGUCGAAGUGUUCCACCACGUCAGUGCUGGAGAACAAUCCGGACAUCACAAUCGUCAAGACCGAGAACAUGCUGCGUAAACGCGAAUAUACGAAAAUGUCCAGCACGGAGAACAACAACGCGAAGCUAAUGAGCGGCGGCGCCGUCAGCGAGGUCACUCAGCAGCAGCAACAGCAACAGCAACAGCAGCAGCAGCAGCAACAGCAGCAGCAGCAGCAGAAGCUCCCCGACCCGUUGUCAUUAAAUAAUGACAACAGCAAACCCUAACUAUUCAGACCCUACUUGACACCUACGGCGAAUCACCACCACCCGCGCAGCGUAGCGCCAAGCGGAGCCAGUUAUAGAUCCGACCUGCAGUGCCCGCGCAGUUUCUAUUCCAAUGUGUUUACUCGCUUUCUCACGAAUUUUCAUUUGAAGUAGACGAAGAAAGACAUAGAAAUGGAACGGCGCUGGAUAACGCUGUUCCCGUGCACGACCGAUUCCGCAAGAGUUAGCCUCAGACAAUCUCGCGUGCGAUCGUUCGCGAUUGGCGGCAAGCCGUGGCUGCGUCGGAGACGAAUAAAGCGGCAGCGAAUAAAGCGACUCCUGCCUUUGAAUCAAUUCCCACGCAAUCACGGCCUGCCGUCGUAUUUUUCACGUAUUAAGAAUAUUAACGUCGCGAAUUCUGCCCUAGCGGAGUUAGUGCCCCGAGUUGACACGAAAUUCCUCUCGUUUUAAUUUUAAAUUCGGCUCGCUUUCGAUCCACGUAAGGUCGCACGUGCACAUACGACCUUGGCCUUUGUAAGACAAAAAAAAGCAAAAGGAGAAACAAAAGGGAUAAAGCGUAUAAUAAAAAGUUCAAUCGAAGUUCCUUUUGAAUAACGAUGUAGAGUGUAUUAUCGCAACAAAGAAUGCCUAUUUUCUGCCGCAUGUGUCUGUAUGGUAAAGAGCGACAAUAUAUUCACCACAAGUAGAUCCAUCAUAGUAAUACACACAACAGAAAGAGAGCAAGCAAAGGAGGGAAAGGGGGAAAACAGAAAGA
Messenger RNA from Wasmannia auropunctata (little fire ant), 3213 nucleotides. RefSeq lists its product as uncharacterized. The transcript is spliced from 12 exons. The record is from RefSeq and is a predicted model, not a curated record. Gene Ontology annotation, biological process: protein N-linked glycosylation. Bases 135 to 2459 code for a protein of 774 amino acids. Gene Ontology annotation, molecular function: alpha-1,2-mannosyltransferase activity. Gene Ontology annotation, cellular component: endoplasmic reticulum membrane. NCBI's taxonomy places the organism in Eukaryota, Metazoa, Arthropoda, Insecta, Hymenoptera, Formicidae.